Messenger RNA from Tachysurus fulvidraco (yellow catfish), 1320 nucleotides. Its product is annotated as leucine-rich alpha-2-glycoprotein. The record is from RefSeq and is a predicted model, not a curated record. The transcript is spliced from 4 exons. Lineage: Eukaryota; Metazoa; Chordata; Actinopteri; Siluriformes; Bagridae. Bases 161 to 1144 code for a protein of 327 amino acids. Gene Ontology annotation, molecular function: protein binding. Gene Ontology annotation, cellular component: plasma membrane.
AGAGAGAGAGUGCCCUGUAUGAAUGAUUCACCUUCAUUGAUCCGGAAUCUGCUGCAACUUUCACACACGUCAGAGCUGAUCAAAUCUCUGUAGGGGUUUAAAAGGGAAAAGAAAUCAGGAGAAACUGCAAACCCAGUUAGUUUCCAUACAGAGCUGAGAGAUGGAGUCUCGCGGCCUCCUCGCCCUUGCGCUGAUCCUCUUGUUCCGGUGCUAUAGCGCCCUCUCGUGUCCGGUGCGCUGCACGUGUCACUUCGGCGUCCAGUCCACAGAGACAGUGUGUCCAGACGCAGAACUCUCGCGUUACCCUAACGAAGGUCUCCCAGGCAACAGCACGACUCUAACCAUACAGUACACCAACCUGAGCAGCGUCUCCGCAAAGGAUCUGGCAGCCACGCCCCUUCUUCAGGAGCUCCACCUACCAGGGAACAGACUCAGCAGCUUACCGCAGGACCUGCUCACUGGUCUUCAUCACCUGCACACCAUAGACCUUACAGGAAACCAGUUACAGGAGCUGCCCCCUCGGGUGUUCUACCAUGCCCCGCUGCUCAACCUGGUUCUUAAAGACAACUUACUGACCAGAGUCGAUGCCGACUGUCUACCCGCCAACAGCAGCCUCACAUGGCUCGACCUGUCAGGAAACAAGCUGGGGAAAAUUCCCUCCGCUCUGCUCGAAAAGCUAAGCUGCCUGGAAACCCUGCACCUCUCUCAGAACCUGCUAGAAACACUUCCGGACGAGAGCUUCCGCCACCUUCAUGCUCUAGAGAGACUUCACCUGGAUGAGAACAAACUUCAGUCUCUGGAUGCCAAGGCUUUCAGCCACAACACUAACCUGACUCACCUGUUCCUACAGAAGAACAAGCUGCAGACUCUCCCAGCUACUCUGUUCCAUGGCCUGAACCUGCUGCAAUACCUGGACCUCUCAGAGAAUCAGCUGACAUUUCUGACACCCGGAACCCUUGGUUUAGGGAUCAUCUGGGUGGAUUUGACCUCUAACCCCUGGCACUGUGAUGCUAAAAUAGAGUACCUGAGGAAGAGGAUAACCAUCCUCCCAGUGCAGUCCGAGCCAAUGUGCGCCUCACCCAAGAUUCUGGAGGACAAAGCCAUUGCAAAACUUACACCCAAAGAGCUGGGCCUGGCAGAGUGAUGAAGGAAAAGAUGAAGAUGAGAUGGAGGGAAUAGAGAAGAGAGAACAGCUGAGCAGAGAGAGAAAUAAAUAAAUAAAUAACUAAAUAAAACAGCAAUAAAAAAUCAAGCAAAUCAGCCGUAGUUUCAUGUUGUGUCUGAAAAUGACAGCAAUAAAUGACGUGUAUGACGAAAAAA